Molecule: messenger RNA, 1107 nt
Organism: Filobasidium floriforme
Lineage: Eukaryota; Fungi; Basidiomycota; Tremellomycetes; Filobasidiales; Filobasidiaceae
Exons: 1
Coding region: 238-933 (231 amino acids)
Source: RefSeq, a predicted model, not a curated record
CCUCUCUAGCCUCUCUCUCGCUCUCUCGGUCUCUCAGCUCUUCUACUCUUAAUUCUAUAACUCUCGAUCGAUCGCUCCUCCCUUCUCCACCCACACGCCAACCACACCACACUAUACCACAUCAACCUCGGCACCGUAAACCCGACUUACUCGUACCCCACCACCCACUCGAACUCAAACUGGUGAUCUCGAUAUACCUACCGGGAAACUACAAAUACAAAACAAAAUCAUAAUAACAUGUCGACAUGCCUCCUCGCUCGCCCGAUACGCAUUCUGAACCUACUCGACCUCCGGAUCGCUACGGAGUCCCCGCUCAGAUCAGUGAGAACCAGGCCGAGCAGACCACACCCGGGUCGAUAUGUUCGAGAUCAAACCCAGAGGAAGAGGACGUUGUGGAAUCUCAGCUGGUUCACGGGCGGGAGUUCGAGUUCGAGAUCGAGUUCGAGUACGAAUGCGAGUUCGAGUUCGAGUACGAGUUCGAGUGCAAAGAAGGACGAUGGAACGGGUGGCGGUGAUAGUGGGAGUGGGAGUGGUGGGAGAGAUGGAGCUGUGAUUACACCAGUGACCACACCGACGACCACAUCAACAUCAACAUCGACACCUUUCACCUCGACCUCCUUACCUGACUCCCCUAAUUCCGCCUCCUCUCCCAUCACCACCGCCUCCUACGCUCCCACCACCUCUACCCCCGUCUCCUCCUCCUCCUCCUCCAACCCCCCUAAUCCCGCCUCCACCCCCAACACCCCCAACACCCCCAAAUCCCCCAAACCCUCCGCCACCUCCUCCUACUCCGACCUCGAAACCAAAGAAAAACUCGCCAUCCAAGCCCUGCUAGACCGGGACGGUGGGUCCCUAGGGUUCGCGUUCGAAGACGGUGCGCCGGAGGGGGGGGCGAGGAAGGGGGUGAAGCGGGAGAUGUUUCGGGUCAUCUAGCUCUAGGCUUGUAGGGCGUGUAGGGCGUGUAGGAUGGAUUUAGGUUUAGAGCUGGGGUGUUUACGUCUAGAGCUGGGGCGUUUACGUCUAGGUUGAGCUGUCAUCCGCAAAGGAAAGGGAGACGCAAGGCACGAGGGUGAUGGGGAACCAUCCGUAAACUUCGGACGUUUUGGG